Molecule: messenger RNA, 789 nt
Organism: Adineta steineri
Lineage: Eukaryota; Metazoa; Rotifera; Eurotatoria; Adinetida; Adinetidae
Source: the annotation of a GenBank genome assembly
AUGGGUGAGACCGAAGAUGGUCUUCAUCGUGUUAUUGAAGUAUUAUCUGAAACAGAUCUUUCAGGUUAUUUAUCUCGAAUACGAGAUGAUCUUCAAGUGACAAAACUUUCGCAUUUUGAAUAUGUACAAGCGAAUGAUCUCGAACGAAUUGGUUUAAGUAAACCAGCAAUAAGACGAUUACUUGCUACUAUUAAACAAAAACAACGAUCAUCAAAUACAAAAAAACAACUUUCAAAUACCACGUCUUUACCAUCAUCAUCAUCAUCAUCAAAUUCAUGUCUGAUAUCACCAUCAUCUCUUAAUUUAUCAGUCACAUUAGGUUCUGGUCAUUUUGGUAUUGUUCGUCAAGGAGAAUGGAAUGGUCUUCCUGUUGCUGUAAAAAUCCUUCGUGGUUGUAAUGCUAUUAGUGAUUUUGUACGAGAAGCUAAUGCAAUGCAUCUAUUAUCACAUCGUUAUUUGAUUCGUCUUCAUGGUAUUGUUCUAUCCGAACCAUUAAUGAUGGUUACAGAAUUAGCUCCACUUGGAUCAUUAUUAUCACGUUUGCGUAGUGAACCCAAACAUUUUCUUGUAUAUAUGCUUGUUGAAUAUGCUCGACAAAUAAGUGAAGGAAUGGAUUAUUUAGAGCAACGAAGAUUUGUACAUCGUGACCUUGCUGCAAGAAAUAUAUUUCUUGUUUCAUAUGAACAAAUUAAAAUUGGAGAUUUUGGUUUAGCAAGAAUGAUUGAUACAGAUUGUAAUUUAUAUAAACCAGGAACAGUUAUUGGUCAAUCAAUUCCAAUUGCGUGGUAA